Molecule: messenger RNA, 1663 nt
Organism: Anguilla anguilla (European eel)
Lineage: Eukaryota; Metazoa; Chordata; Actinopteri; Anguilliformes; Anguillidae
Product: tumor necrosis factor receptor superfamily member 13B
Exons: 6
Coding region: 439-1284 (281 amino acids)
Cellular component (GO): plasma membrane
Source: RefSeq, a predicted model, not a curated record
CACGGCAGUAUCUGCAAACUCCCCGCGCACACGGCAGUAUCUGCAAACGGCCCACCAAUACGGCUGUAUCUGCAAACGGCCCACCAAUACGGCUGUAUCUGCAAACGCUCCGCGAACACGUCAGUAUCUGCAAACGCUCCGCGCACCCGGCAGGAUCUUUAAACGCCCCGCGCACACGGCAGGAUCUGCAAACGCCCCGCGCACACGGCAGGAUCUGCAAACGGCAGCAUCUGCGCAGCACAGCCGGCUGCGUUUGCCUUAGAAGUAUGUGUUUAUAAGGUGGGGAACAGCAGACAGACUUAGAAGCUGUCCUACAGGUGUGGAUCUGUGGUGGAUCCAGGGGUCCUACCGGCUCGUUUUAUCCAGAGCGAACCAGGGAAUCAUCUCACCUCAGCUUUUACACCUUCGCCUCGAGAACCCAGAUUGCCGCGCGGAAGCAUGGAUGGAAGCUGCAGCGACAGUGAGUACUGGGACCAGCUCGUGCGAAUGUGCCUGUCCUGCGAGAGGAGCUGCGAGCACAGUCAAGGUAGAUGCGUCGAAUUCUGUGCGUCGCUCCAUUGCCGAGCCAGCCCGGGGAACUUCUACGACCCGCUGCUGAAACAGUGCAUGCAGUGCGCGGAGCUGUGCGGGAGCCACCCCGUCGAAUGUGCGCAGGCCUGCAAGGCUCAACCAACCGCCCGGAGUCUGACUCGGCUUCCGGAGGACAGAGCUGCACUUACGCCGUCCACCACCAGGGGGAGCUCCUUCCCGAGAGGGGAGCACCACACGGUCAUCAUCUACUCCCUCUUGGGCCUGUGUCUGGCCGCGCUCUUCUGCACCCUGUCCGUGGCCCUGGUGGCGCUGCUGUGCAGAUCGAGGGGCCGGGGGGCCAGGGGGGCCCGCAGGGCGGGGCCCCAGGAGGAGCAGGAAACCAGCGACGACGCCCUUCACCCUUCUUCCAAAGAUCGGCUGAUGGACGCGGUGGUUGGUGGGCGGGGUCAUGAGGAGAAGAAGGCGUGGCCUACGGUGGUUGGUGGACGGGGUCACGAAGAGAAGAAGGCGUGGCCUACAGAGACGUGCGUUCACUGCUUCCCCGAGCUCCGGGUGCAGCAGCGGGUCGAGGACAAGCUGCCGCCACCCAACGUCUACCAACAGGCCACGGGCAUGGCGCCCCCCUCUGAAGCCUCCACGCUACUGUACCAGGACGGCGUCGCCGUAGCGACGAACCGCCACGCCUCACUGCACGGCCCCGGAGGGAAGGACGGCGCCCUGAGGAUCAUCUGCUCUCCAACACAGAGCGGCUGAGAGGAGACAGCGCCCCCUAGUGGCACCAGGACUGCACCACCAUCCACAUCAGGCUAGAUUUCAAGUCACAAAAAAAAAAGACGUAUGAAGUCACAAUAUUGGGGGUCGCCUUAGGGGAGAACACGUUUAAAUGGGAUGGUAGUUUGGGGGGAUGAAGCUGCUUGGUUUAGUGGAUGGUUGUUGAUACAUGUACUGUUAUGACCUUAUUUAAAAUGUGAGACUAUGUUGUUACAGGAAAUGGGACAAAGAUAUCGAGUUCAGAAAUUGUUUCACCUUACUGACCAUAUGAGUGUGUGUUUGUGUGAGUGUGUGUCUGUUUCACAAUACAAGGACGUUAUGAGUGUGUGUAUGUAUGUCUGUGAAUAUGUGGGACAUUAUG